AUGAACAAGGACAAGGCUCCGAUGCCGGGAGAUGGCGGCCCCAGCGACGGCUUGCCGCCGCAGUCCACCCGCCGUGCCGGGGCGCCGCCCUCGUCGUCGACCCCGCCGCUGGAGUACGACAUCAGCCGCAUGCCGGACUUCCCUACCCGGAGCACCGGCCACCGGCGUGCGCACUCCGAGAUCCUGGGCCUCCCCGACGACCUCGACCUCAGCGCUCCCGGAGGCGGCGACGGACCGUCGCUGUCGGACGAGAACGACGAGGAGCUCUUCUCCAUGUUCCUUGAUGUGGACAAGCUGAACUCGUCGUGCGGGGCGUCGUCGGAGGCCGAGGCUGAGUCCUCGUCCGCCGCGGGUGGCGGCGGUGAUGGGGCUGAGCUGGGCCACGCGCCCAGGCCGAGGCAUCAGCACAGCCAGUCCAUGGACGAGUCCAUGUCGAUCAAGGCGGAACAGCUGGUGGGGGCGCCGGGGAUGGAGGGGAUGUCGUCUGCAGAGGCCAAGAAAGCAGUGUCUGCGGCGAAACUGGCUGAGCUUGCUCUUGUUGACCCAAAGAGGGCUAAAAGGAUUUGGGCUAAUAGACAAUCUGCUGCAAGAUCGAAGGAAAGGAAGAUGCGAUAUAUUGCUGAACUUGAGUGCAAGGUGCAAACCCUGCAAACAGAAGGCACAACAUUGUCGGCUCAGUUAGCAUUGCUGCAGAGAGACACUACUGGGCUAACAACCGAGAAUAGUGAGUUGAAGAUUCGCCUGCAGACCAUGGAACAGCAAGUCCAUUUACAAGAUGCUUUGAAUGACACACUGAAAGCAGAGGUCCAGCGACUGAAGGUGGCAACAGGACAGGUGGCCAAUGGUGGUGGAGGGAUGAUGAUGAACUUUGGCGCCAUGCCACGCCCGUUUGGAGGCAACCAGCAGAUGUUCCACAACAACCAAGCGAUGCAAUCCAUGCUGGCGACGCACCAGCUGCAGCAGCUCCAGCUCCACUCCCAGCCUCAGCAGCAGUCACAACAUUCUCAGCAGCAGCACCUGCACUCGCUGCAGGCGCAGCAGCAGCAGCAGCAACUGCACUCGCUGCAGGCGCAGCAGCUCCAGCAGGUGGCGAGGGACCUCAAGAUGAAAGGGCAUCUGGGCGGCCAAGGCCAGUGGGGCGAUGGGAAGUCUGGGAGCAGCGGCAGCUAA
This is a messenger RNA of Miscanthus lutarioriparius, 1170 nucleotides long. The record is from the annotation of a GenBank genome assembly. Lineage: Eukaryota; Viridiplantae; Streptophyta; Magnoliopsida; Poales; Poaceae.